Epithele typhae is the source of this 654-nucleotide messenger RNA. RefSeq lists its product as uncharacterized. The record is from RefSeq and is a predicted model, not a curated record. The transcript has a single exon. Lineage: Eukaryota; Fungi; Basidiomycota; Agaricomycetes; Polyporales; Epitheliaceae. Bases 1 to 654 code for a protein of 217 amino acids.
AUGGGCGAAGAUUGGAAGAAUGCCUGGCAUCCAAACGAAGCAAAAUGGCCUCGCUCUCUAUAUGCAAGCGACGGAGCUCGCUGGAAGAGCGCUCGAGAGCGUGGAGCUCUUGAGUUACUGUGCCGGGUAAAGCGAUGGACAUGUGCUUGGCGGGGCUGGGAGAAGGGGUCCGAGAGGAAUGUUGCUGGGCCACACCGUUGCAUCACGAGGACUUAUAAGACGACCGGUGUUAGUAGACAUGUGGCAGCAAAACGGUUUAGGCGGGAGUUCGGCGGAAGCCAUGUGAGCAUACACGCUUGCAUGUUACCUGUCUCCGUUGUACAUCUCCGUCGAAGGGCAGAGCACAAUGAGAUUGCCGAGUUCAGCACCGUCGAUGGUCGUGGACAAGUCGUGGACGAGGCUCACGGAUCGGUCCGGGCCGGGAGGCGCCGGGAAAUUUCAGCGGCAGAAGCUUCACGUCAUGUUCGCCGUGCACACGUCCACCUUGUCUCCGCGCCGUAUCAACCUGUCUUCCCGAGGCCUCGUGUGUGGCACAAACGGAGCCGCAGUCGCAUGGCAAGAACCGCAGAGCGCCAGCAGGUCGCCAACAGCAUCGACGAGCCUAGUGCCUCACCUCCAAUCGCGGAUCCGGACAGCCCCGCCCGCUCGAUUUGA